This is a messenger RNA of Bactrocera tryoni, 627 nucleotides long. RefSeq lists its product as uncharacterized. The record is from RefSeq and is a predicted model, not a curated record. The transcript has 2 exons. The coding region runs from base 213 to 611 and encodes 132 amino acids. Lineage: Eukaryota; Metazoa; Arthropoda; Insecta; Diptera; Tephritidae.
CUCUCCUUAGCAACUUUGUUGCGAGAGUAUAACAAACCGCUGGCCCAUGGCAUUAUUUUAUAAUACGAGUAUGCUGGGCUUGCAGCGUUCAGGAUGUUUGAUCUUAGUCACCCUUUGUGGAACACCAAUAAGUCUGAAAAGCGUUAAAUAUUUUUGAAAGAACUCUCUAUGGAGCUAGCGCAGAUGCAAUUAAAAACCGAUGCAAAACAAAAAUGAAUUAUACAACUAAAAUUGGAAUGGACUUGAUCAAUUUCAAACGGUUUCCUGCAGUGGUGAGCUCGCGUCCGGCAAUACAGGUCAACACUUUGAAACGGCGGUGUGAAACCUGCAAAACUGAUAAGAUCGAUAAUAAAACAACAGCAGUUUGUGACCAUUGCCUUAUUCCGACAUGCACUAAACACUAUAUAAGGACGUGUGAAAAGUGCUAUUUUGCAAAAUACAGUGCCGAAGCUGACUCAGGCAGUGAUGAAGAAGUGGACAAUACUCGAACAACAUCUACACACGUUGACAUUAUAUCAAUAUUAUUUUCAUCCAGAAAUCUAAUAAGUUCCAAUUUAUACUGGUUUACACCCUUAGCAUUCCAUAUAUCGGGUGAUUUUUUAAGAGCUUGAUAACUUUUUUUUAAAA